GUUUUGAGUUCCCGUUUUCUCCCCAACGUUCACAAUGUCGCCUCCUGGUGUCGACUUGAGCCUCAAGCAGUUGGUAGAUGCUUUGACCUAUAAAACCAAGCGAUAUAAAGACACAUUGCUGAAGUUCUCCGAAUCUGAGCUAGACUCGCUUGAACGGAAACUUCAAAUAGUAGCCUCAGCAAUUCGGGGUCGAAGGAAUUCUCUGCAAGCUGUCAAUCAAUUGCCCACAGAAAUACUCUCGAUGAUCUUCCACAACGUUCAGCUCAACUUGACCAGCUUUCUCCCAGACGACACGGAUUAUUCGGACCAUGGACGAGAUUGGCAAUGUCUGUUACAUGUCUGUCGACAUUGGAGAGGAAUUAUAGCUCGGUGCCCCGGUAUGUGGAGGGUAGUGGAUAACACCAAUGUCAGUGACGUGUAUCUUCGGAGAUCGCAGUCUACACCUCUCACGGUCUACCUGGGCAUCAAAAAACCAGAUUUCCAAAACAACGUUCUCGACCUUUUACACCCCCAUCUUCCCCGCAUCCGUGAAUUCCAUAUGGCAGCCGAUGGUUUUGGAGUGGAUGCAACCACUACCACAGCAGGUUCUACACUCUACUCGUGUCCUCUUCUCACGUCACCCGCGCCCUCAUUGCAAAGUCUGUCCAUCGGUACAUAUGGUAAAGAUCCAGCUGUGGCCGGUGGUGUCCUACCACAGUUGUUCCACAGUCAGACGCCUCGGUUGACGCAACUCGAUCUCGAAUAUUUCACCUCGUGGCCCAGCAAUCAUUUUCACAAUCUCACCCACAUUUGUCUCUCAUACCAAGACGAAUCAACACGUCCAACUACCUCUACUUUUCUCGAUUUCCUUGAAGCCUCGUCACAAACCCUGGAAGAACUUGCUCUAGUACGAGCAGGUCCCACAUUGGACGAUUCGGACGACGUUCCUCCCAGUCCGAAUCGAGCAAAGGUUCAUUUACCCAAGUUGCGAGAAAUGAACCUGGGUGAAUGGCCGACCCCUUCACCUCUCGGUAGAUUCCUUUCGACUCUUAUCAUACCCUCGACCACGGAUUUGUACAUCUGGGGGUCUGUUCUCUCAGAUCCCUUUGCAGAUCUCUCCUCCGUGAUACCUAUAGACACGUCCGACCUUGGAAAUUUCCAAAACAUUAAGAGGUGGUUUUUAACGCACUUUUUCGCCUCUCAAGUGGGUGAACUUCUUUACACACCUUUUCUCGCAGUCGUUGGUGGCGGAAGUGAAUCCGGACCGGCGCUACAUACUUAUGGUCCAUUUCAACCCUCGCGACUCCUCGAGACCCUUCCGAGAUUCCCGUUACAAGACGUCAAGACGUUCGUAGUAAGGGAUAGCUCCUUACAGACAAAUCGGUUCUCGACAAGCGCAUGGAAAGAGAUUUUAGACAAGAUGGAUAAGUUGGAAGAGUUGAGAAUCUUGGCGUUCCAGUCAGUGGGAACGACGAGAGGUGUCCUUGGAGCAUUGAUGCCGAAAGGCACAGAAGGCAGUGGGGUUGGGGAUGGAGAUGAGAACCAAGACCAGAGCCAGAGCCAGGACCAAUGUCAGAACCAUUUAGUGCCUCCCAGUAAUCAUAUACGUGGUUCGACUCCAACCACGAAGUCGCCGUCCAUGAAAUCUUCCUCGUCCUCCGCUCCCAUUACUCCUAUUUGUCCCAAACUGAGAUAUCUGACUAUCGAGCACGAUGCCGAUCUAGCUUCUAUAUUCAUCGCCAAGCUUGUUCGGGCUCGAAGGAGAGCCGGUUCAUGUCUUGAGAAACUGAAAGUGUUGGUUCUUGAUCCUCGUGGGCCUGGGGGAAGAAGAUCGAGUGUCGAUUCGGAUGGUUCUUCCCUCUCACCACCACCACUUCCACAUACCAAUCCUCCCACGACAUCGAAUCACCUACAGAUAUAUACACAUCCACCACCACCGGCACCUCCACCCACAGACGACGACUCGGAGACAGAACAUGAAUACCGUGUUCGAUCUGACGAGUCUUAUGAGUUAUUACGCUCUUGCUUAGACUCGGAGGAUUAUCCAGGAUAUAAUCGGAGUAAGUGGGAAGUGGAAUUCGUACAUGGAACCCCUCUGUCGAGAGAUCUGGUUCCGAGUGGCUGGCCGACGAAUGUUUGGAUAAGGACUGGUGGGGCAGCGGGUUGAUUGAAUGUUAUAUAUAAUGGAUAGUAUACCCAGAGAAUGUCUUUAUCGUGUCAUUUAUUUUUGUAUGGUAAAGAGGCUCAGGAAGUGAAGCCUUUCCUGAACCUGAGUAUUUCCGUG
Molecule: messenger RNA, 2263 nt
Organism: Marasmius oreades (fairy-ring Marasmius)
Lineage: Eukaryota; Fungi; Basidiomycota; Agaricomycetes; Agaricales; Marasmiaceae
Exons: 3
Coding region: 35-2146 (703 amino acids)
Source: RefSeq, a predicted model, not a curated record